CGUGGCCCGCGCAGACUCAAAGUCCAAUGGCACCUCGGGGCGUCGGCUGCCACACAGCGGCGGGAGUGAAGAACUGGACAGCCACCCUUCUACUGCCGGCACCCUUCCCCACCAGCCUUUCAGGAUCAUCGACUGGCUACCUUCGCUCUAGGAUCACAACUAGCCCGGCGCAGCACCGAAAUCCAACAGAAGGACGUCUCGCGAGAGCUCGGAAAGGAAGAAGGUUGGACGGGCGAUCGGGAGGUGGCCAAUGAGAGAAUAGAAAGCGUUGAUGGACUGUCCCCCGGGCCCCUCCUUCGAGCCCCGCCCGGCUGCGGAGGUCCGGGUCACCGCCCGCCUGCCCCGCCCCCCACAGUGCCCCGCUCUUCUUUUUCCCCUUGGGUUGGCGGCUGGCCUCCCUUCUUUCCAGCUCCACUUUACCCCUGCUCCACUUUACCCUAAGACUUCUCUUGGUCUCGGUCCCGAAACCGGCCUGAGGUGCUUCCCCCGCAUCCUCGGAGUGGCCACAUAACGACUGUCCCCUAGCAUCCUGAGUUUUCUCUUUUCUCUGGGCUUCUGACUGCGCCUGCCCGCCAUGAAUGAGGAGUACGACGUGAUCGUGCUGGGCACCGGCCUGACGGAAUGUAUCCUAUCAGGUAUAAUGUCAGUGAAUGGAAAGAAAGUUCUUCACAUGGAUAGAAAUCCAUAUUAUGGAGGAGAAAGUGCAUCUAUAACACCUCUGGAAGAUUUAUACAAAAGAUUUAAAAUACCAGGAGCACCACCAGCAUCAAUGGGGAGAGGAAGAGACUGGAAUGUUGACUUAAUUCCCAAGUUCCUUAUGGCUAAUGGUCAGCUGGUUAAGAUGCUGCUUUAUACAGAGGUUACUCGUUACCUGGACUUCAAAGUGACUGAAGGGAGCUUUGUCUAUAAGGGAGGAAAAAUCUACAAGGUUCCUUCCACCGAAGCAGAAGCCCUGGCAUCUAGUUUAAUGGGGCUGUUCGAAAAACGUCGCUUCAGAAAAUUCCUAGUAUAUGUUGCCAACUUCGAUGAAAAUGAUGCUAGAACUUUUGAGGGCAUUGAUCCUAAGAAGACUGCAAUGCGAGAGGUGUACAAGAAAUUUGACUUGGGCCAAGAUGUUAUAGAUUUUACUGGUCAUGCCCUGGCACUUUACAGAACUGAUGACUAUUUAGAUCAACCAUGUUGUGAAACCAUUAAUAGGAUUAAACUUUACAGUGAGUCUUUGGCAAGAUAUGGCAAGAGCCCAUACCUUUAUCCACUGUAUGGUCUUGGAGAACUGCCACAAGGAUUUGCAAGGCUAAGUGCUAUUUAUGGAGGGACCUACAUGCUGAAUAAACCAAUUGAAGAAAUCAUUGUGGAAAAUGGAAAAGUGAUUGGUGUUAAAUCUGAAGGAGAGAUUGCUCGUUGUAAGCAGCUCAUCUGUGACCCCAGCUAUGUAAAAGAUCGGGUAGAAAAAGUGGGUCAGGUGAUCCGAGUUAUCUGUAUCCUCAGUCACCCCAUCAAGAACACCAAUGAUGCCAACUCCUGUCAAAUCAUUAUUCCCCAGAACCAGGUCAACAGGAAGUCAGAUAUCUACGUCUGCAUGAUCUCCUCUGCACACAAUGUGGCAGCACAAGGAAAGUACAUUGCCAUAGUCAGUACUACUGUGGAGACCAAGGAACCCGAGAAAGAAAUCAAACCAGCUUUGGAGCUCUUGGAACCAAUAGAACAGAAAUUCAUUAGCAUCAGUGACCUGCUUGUACCAAAAGAUGUGGGAACAGAAAGCCAGAUCUUUAUUUCCCGUACAUACGAUGCUACAACUCACUUUGAGACAACCUGUGAUGACAUUAAAGACAUCUAUAAGAGGAUGACAGGAACCGAGUUUGACUUUGAGGAAAUGAAGCGCAAGAAAAAUGACAUCUAUGGGGAAGACUAACAGCAGUCUGUGUUACCAUCUAAUUAGACAAACUUUAAAAUUUGGCAAAUAAUGCAUACUGUAUGAAAUCAAUAUUGUAAGGCCUGCUUUUGUAAUCCAAACAGAGAUUGCAGAGCACUGCACCAGUAAAUACAACUCCCCUUUCUAAUAUUGUGUAUUAACUUGUUUUCAUGGAGUGGCUAUUCAGAAUUGACAGGUGACCACAUUCUGUACUGUUAACCAAUGCUGGCUUUUUUUUCUAGCGAAGGGUAAGUUUUAAAACAACAUUGUGAUACUGAUACAGAGAACUUGAUACAGUAUUUGUAUCUUUUAAUCAGUAUAGCCUUUGCAGUUACAUGCUUUUGCUGCUCAAGAGCUGGAUCAAUACAAUUUACGUGCCAUCUGUCCUCUUGACAUUAAGGAGAUUUGAAAUCAAAUAUUCCAUAAUUUGGGACAGCAUCUUGACGUUUUCCCUAUAGCUUUACUUUUUGUGUCCUGUCAAGUAUUAUGAUAGUGCCCAUGUAGCCUAGCCACAGAGAUUGGUUUAUGUGGGCCUAAAAUUCUAACUGAACUUGAGACUUCAAGAGUCAUUUUGGAGGAAGCCUAUGUACGGUGUUUUAACCCGAUAAAAUUGGUGAGAGCAAAGGAAUAAGAAACCUAUCAUAAAGCAGGUAAAUGUAGAAGCUUCAUUUGUAUCCCAGGUGUGGCUUCUUCGGUGGACCAAGCUGCAGUGAAAUGCAGUAUUGAUUUGACAGAGCCUUUCCUUCAAUGAUGUCUGCCUCAAAAUGGCUCCAAAUGAUUUCUGUACUGCAAAAUAAAGCCAAACUCUGGAUACCAA
This is a messenger RNA of Artibeus jamaicensis (Jamaican fruit-eating bat), 2729 nucleotides long. RefSeq names its product GDP dissociation inhibitor 2 (gene GDI2). Gene Ontology annotation, molecular function: Rab GDP-dissociation inhibitor activity. Gene Ontology annotation, biological process: vesicle-mediated transport; protein transport; small GTPase-mediated signal transduction. Bases 575 to 1912 code for a protein of 445 amino acids. Gene Ontology annotation, cellular component: cytoplasm. NCBI's taxonomy places the organism in Eukaryota, Metazoa, Chordata, Mammalia, Chiroptera, Phyllostomidae. The record is from RefSeq and is a predicted model, not a curated record. The transcript has 11 exons.